UUGACAACAAGGAAAACUUUAUUGGUAGCGGGCCCGGGGCCGGCUGGACGAUGUCGGUGAACUACGCGGCCGGGCUCUCCCCCUACUCGGACAAGGGCAAGUGCGGCCUCCCCGAGAUCUUUGACCCGCCAGAGGAGCUGGAGAGGAAAGUGUGUGUGUUAGCAGACCUGAUAAGGGCUUCUUCCAAUAUAGUGUUUCACACAGGAGCCGGGAUCAGUACGGCUUCUGGAAUCCCUGACUUCAGGGGGCCCAAUGGCGUAUGGACUAUGGAGGAGCGGGGAUUGUCCCCCAAGUUUGACACUACCUUUGAGAACGCGAGGCCUUCCAAGACCCACAUGGCGCUGCUGGAGCUGCAGAGAGUUGGCAUCUUGAAGUUCCUGGUCAGCCAAAACGUGGAUGGCCUGCAUGUGCGUUCUGGAUUCCCACGGGACAAGCUGGCUGAGCUGCACGGGAACAUGUUUGUGGAGGAAUGUAUGAAGUGCGGCAAGUAUGUCAUCCCUGACGGUCAAGACACACUCGUUUGUAAAAAGGCAGCGCAGUAUGUGCGGGACGCCGUCGUGGGCAGCAUGGGCCUCAAGCCGACAGGCAGGCUGUGCGACGUCUCCAAAGCAAGAGGGCUUCGUGCCUGCCGAGGAAAGUUAAUAGACACCAUUUUAGACUGGGAAGAUUCUCUGCCUGAUCGAGACCUCAAUCUAGCAGACGACGCCUGCAGGAAAGCUGACCUGUCAGUCACUCUGGGGACCUCUCUUCAGAUCAAACCCAGUGGCAAUCUCCCCCUGCUCACUAAAAGGAAAGGAGGGAAGCUGGUCAUAGUAAAUCUGCAAGCAACAAAGCACGACCGGCAAGCCGACCUGCGCAUCCACGGCUACGUGGAUGAAGUCAUGACAAAGCUGAUGAAGCAGCUUGGUCUGGAGAUCCCUGAGUGGACGGGGCCGGCGGUGGUGGAGAGUUCCGAGCUUGUGAAGCCCGAACCAGCCCUAAAACUCGACCCAGAUGCUCAGCGCCCAGCCAAGGAAGAGCCCUGCUCCCACCACAAUGGCAUGGCAGAGGGGGCUGAUGGGAUAUGCACGGGGCUCGGCACUGCACGCGAGGAGCACUGUGACGGUCUGAAACAGGAAUGUCCUGGCUCAGGCCACAGUCCCGUAGCAGCCAAGAGAGUAAGAGUGGAGUCGCUGCUCACCUGACUUACACGUCUUUGCUGUUGGUCGUUCGUCUUAGCAGCUAGCCGGGGCCACUUUACCACUGUCCUUUUUAUACCUUGAAAUAUCAUCCCCCCCUUUUUGUAAGUAUUAAAUAUACUUCAAUGAUGA
Molecule: messenger RNA, 1310 nt
Organism: Chelonoidis abingdonii (Abingdon island giant tortoise)
Lineage: Eukaryota; Metazoa; Chordata; Testudines; Testudinidae
Source: RefSeq, a predicted model, not a curated record